GUCCCGACGAGAUGCCCUUUGACAAACCUAGGGCAGUCCCACUGACCACCUGCGACUUCUACCCCGCGAGCUGAAAUACGCAUACAAGAGGGGAUAACCAAUUUUCAAGACGCCUUUCGAAUAUUCACCAAGUCUUGUGUGUCCGAUUCCAUCCCCUUCUCUCUCCAUAUCCGUCAUCGCUGGCCCUGGCCGCCCCGCGCUCCCACCAUGCCCGACUUCAAGCUCUCGGCCCAGCUGCUCGGUCACGAGGCUGAUGUCCGCGCUGUCUGCUAUCCCAACCCCGAUGCCAUCAUCUCCGCUUCCAGAGACCACACCGUCCGGGUCUGGAGCAAAACCUCCGCUUCACCCCCGGCGUUUGACGGCUCGACGGCCGCCGUAGGCCAUGCGUUCAUCAACUCCCUCUCAUAUCUCAAACCCUCCCAGGAUUACCCAGGCGGGCUCAUCGUCUCGGGUGGCCAGGAUAGCAUCAUCGAAGUACGAAAACCCACAUCGACUAGCCAUGACAACGCCGAACGGCUUCUCAUCGGCCACGCAAACAAUGUCUGCGCUUUAGACGUCUCGCCAAAGGGCACCUGGAUCGUUUCGGGAGGGUGGGACGGACAAUGCCGGGUCUGGAUGGUUGGCAAAUGGGAAACAGAGAUGCUGCUGAACCAUGACUCUAGCAAGAGCGUGCUGGCUGUGCUUGCUCUGGACGAAAAUACCGUCAUCACUGGUUCUGCGGACCACCAAAUACGCAUCUUUGACCUGCGCAGGAACACCGCUGGCGAGGUCGAGCCAAGGGCGACAAUACCUACACCGGAAGUCGUGCGUGCCUUGUGCAAACUCCCGACAGGUAUCAAGGGCCAUCCGAGCGGUGCCGAGUUUGCGAGCGCCAGUAACGACGGAGUCAUACGGCUGUGGAAGCUUAGCGGCCGACAGGCUGAAGAGCUUCAUGGGCAUGAAAGCUUCAUAUACUCACUCGCGUGCCUUCCCACCGGGGAGAUUGUAAGCUCAGGAGAAGACCGCACUGUCAGGGUCUGGAAUGGCACCAAGUGCAUACAGACCAUCACCCAUCCUGCGAUAUCUGUUUGGUCCGUUGCCGUCUGCGCAAACUCGGGCGACAUUGUCUCCGGCGCGAGUGACUCUAUCAUCCGUGUCUUCAGCCGGAGCCCCGAACGAGAAGCACCUGCGGAUGUGUUGGCACACUUCAACGAGUCGGUCAAGACCUCUGCAAUCCCGCAGCAGCAACUCGCUACCCAAAUCAACAAGGAGUCUCUCGACGGACCGGACUGGUUGACGGUCCAUUCGGGCAACAGGGACGGCCAGGUGAAGAUGAUAAAGGAGGCCGAUGGUUCCGUCACUGCGCAUCAGUGGUCCUCCAGCGAACAGAAAUGGAUUGCCGUUGGCACCGUCGUCGAAUCUGCUGUCAAUACGCAAAAGGUCAUGCAUGAAGGCAAAGCAUACAACUAUGUUUUCGACGUCGACAUCGAAGACGGCAAACCUCCGCUGAAGCUUCCCUACAACGUCUCGGAAAACCCUUACGACAGCGCUACAAAAUUCCUCUCCGACAACAACCUUCCCAUAUCUUACCUUGAGAGCGUCGCAAACUUUAUCGUUGAGAACACGAAAGGGGUCACCCUCGGUCAAAACGCCGGUGAACAGCCAACAGAUCCCGAUCCUUAUGGCACCAACUCUCGAUACCGACCGGGCGAUGGCGAUGUCUCUCAGCCCGCCAAAACCAAGUACCUACCGCACGAAGAGUACAUCACCCUGACCCAGGCCAAGUUCGAGCCCAUCCAGAAGAAGAUACUGUCCCUCAAUGCGGACCUCAUCAAGAGCGGCGACAAGGAUUUUGCACUAAAUCCUUCCGAGGAGGCCAUUCUCGGCCGCCUCACCACUACCCUCAGCUCUGUAACCCCGGGCAAGCCCCUCGAUAUUCCAGAUGAAGCCGUCAGGCUGGUUAUCAAACUAACCACCAAAUGGUCCUACCCCAACCGCCUUCCCGGCCUCGACCUUAUCCGCUGCAUGGCUCCAUCCCCCUCCGUCGCCACCCUCUCCAUCCCCGGCGUCGGCAACAUCGUCCAGGCGGUCCUAUCGGCGGCCCUCGAGCCAGACAACCCGACCCUCCGGAUCAACGACAACAGCGUGAUGAUGGCCCUCCGCGCCAUCACCAACCUGUUCGUCACGCCGCAGGGCCGCGCCGUAGCCGCCCGCGAGGCAGCCACCGUCGUCGCGGCCAUGGAGCGCAUCGCCGGGGAGACGCCGUCAGCGGGCGGGCCGAUCGGCGCCACGAACCGCAACGUGCAGAUCGCGCUGACGUCGGUGGCGUUCAACUACGCGUGCCUAGCGUACGGGCAGUCCAAGGGCGGACCCGAUGCCGCGGCGGAGACGGUCGGCCCCGAGACGCUGCUCCUGCUGUGCAACGUGCUCGGCAAGACGCUGCGCGAGCAGGGCGACGGCGAGGUGGCGUACCGGGCACUGAUGGCGCUGGGCAUGGUGCUGUGCGUCGGCGGCGAGGUGCGCCGGACGGCGGGCGCGCUGGACGCGGCCGGGUGGGUGCGCGGGGCGGUCGACCGCGCCGCCGAGGGCCGCGUCAAGGAUGUUGGGGCCGAGUGUCUUUCUCUGUUGCGCUGAUGGGGGGGGGCCGGGUGGCGGGCAUCUCGGUGGGGAUGGGAUGGAUGCCUAGCUAGAUGGGCUAGGUAGGGUGCCUGGCAAUGUGUCGGCGAUCUUGGCUUGGCACACUGCAUCAUUGGGAAUUGGCUUUGUUAGUUCAUAAACCGUUACGUUACGAUAGACGAAUGCAUAGAGCUCCGCAUCCAAGUGGUGGGAGAAGUGUAGGGAAACAGGUGCUUCAAGCUGAUGACGUGUGUAGAGAGACUCGACUCGUCAUUGCUCCGUUCGGAAUAUCAUCACCGAUUCACACAAGACAGAGCUAACGAUACCACUCGUGAAUUUAUCUGGCUUCUAUAUACAGCCGGAACGGCCGCGCGUUUCGUCCAUCCUACCCCCGACUCGCCGAGUCUGAAAGGUAGGCC
This is a messenger RNA of Phialemonium atrogriseum, 3014 nucleotides long. Its product is annotated as PFU-domain-containing protein. The record is from RefSeq and is a predicted model, not a curated record. The transcript has 3 exons. Bases 208 to 2613 code for a protein of 801 amino acids. Gene Ontology annotation, molecular function: ubiquitin binding. Gene Ontology annotation, biological process: ubiquitin recycling; proteasome-mediated ubiquitin-dependent protein catabolic process. Gene Ontology annotation, cellular component: cytoplasm; nucleus. NCBI's taxonomy places the organism in Eukaryota, Fungi, Ascomycota, Sordariomycetes, Cephalothecales, Cephalothecaceae.